AUGCCUCCAAACAUCCUGCUUACUGGCGCAACCGGCUACAUUGGAGGUACCUUCCUCCAGACCCUACUCUCAGCAAAUGCGGUCCCACCAUCCAGCAUCUGGGCCAUCGUGCGCUCCGAUGCGCAGGCAGAGAGCCUCAAACCUCUGGGAGUGAAUACUGCCCAGAUAGCAUUGACAGACGACGCCAAGGUAAAGCGGGCAGUUCUCAGUAACGAUAUCGACAUCGUCGUCCAUACAGUCAGCGCUGUCGAUCCUACCCUUGCAGCUUCCCUAUUGAAUGCUCUAAAAGCAAGGAAAGAGCUCACAAAGCGACCUGUCCACUUUAUCCAUACAUCCGGCGUCAGUGCCUUCGCUGAUAAGAGGGGCUGGACACAUGGAAUUGCUAAAGAGACCGAUGACCUCUACGAGCUGCAGAAAGGGGUUACGGUACCUUACCCAGUCCGCGAGACCGACGUUGCCAUCCACAAAACCGCGGACCAAUACGGUAUUGCUAUCUAUAGCAUAGUUCCGCCUCUUGUUUACGGGAAGGGAACUGGAACAGGGAACAAGAUCUCUGUUCAGGUGCCCACUCUUAUCCGGGCUGCUAUUGCGAACAAACAAGUUCACCGCUUCGCUGAAAACUCAGGAUGGCCCGCAGUGCACGUUACAGACCUCGCAGAUUACUAUACUCGCCUCAUCCAGCGCAUCAUCGAGCAACACGCGCUCCCAGCAGGAAACGACGGGUACUACCUCGUAUCCGCCCAUACAUUCAGCUGGCACGAGCUUCUUCAGGCACUUGCAAAUGACCUGCACACCCGCGGCCUGGUCCUAAACGCCGACGUGACCGUGUGGCCGAGCGAGGAAGUCAAAAUGAAGUCUCUGGGCCUUCCGGCUCCCUAUUCUGACAUCGCAUGGAACUCAAACGCCGCUGUGCUUUCUCACCACGACAAGGAGCUUGGAUGGAAUCCAGAGUGGGAUUACCAGCGGUGUCUUCGCGAGAUUGGCGAGGAAGUUGAUGCCGUACUGCAGGCUGGUACAAGUGUCAAGGAUCUGGCCGGCCUCCUCCCGACUCAGUCCUAGGUGAAUCUAGCUAUUCAAUCGCACGACAUAGUGUAGGUUAGCGGUGCGAUAACAAAUAUGGAGCAAUAACCCUUCCCAU
This is a messenger RNA of Aspergillus calidoustus, 1138 nucleotides long. NCBI's taxonomy places the organism in Eukaryota, Fungi, Ascomycota, Eurotiomycetes, Eurotiales, Aspergillaceae. The record is from the annotation of a GenBank genome assembly.